Molecule: messenger RNA, 823 nt
Organism: Racocetra persica
Lineage: Eukaryota; Fungi; Glomeromycota; Glomeromycetes; Diversisporales; Gigasporaceae
Source: the annotation of a GenBank genome assembly
GGAUGGUUUAUUCCGGGUUUCGAUGAAUGUGGUUCCAGUAAAAUCACAGAAAAUCACAUUCCAAUAGAAAUGAAUUUGACUGCUUAUUGGUUUUUAUUGAUGAAACACCAAAUGAGAAAUGCAAACUUUCCAAAAACGGAUGAUGGUCGAGUUUAUCAUAUUGGCUUGAAACGUGGAGAAGUCGCAAAUAGAAUAUUAGUCGUAGAAGAUCCUGACAGUGCACGAAAAAUGGCAGAACUCUUAGAUCGAACUCCAAAGCCCUUUAUUUUCGAAUCUAAUAAAGGUUUCAUUACAAUUACUGGUCGAUAUAAGAAUGUUCCUGUUAGCAUUGUUUCUAUCGUUAUGGGUUAUGUGAUAAUGGACUUUUUUAUUCGUGAAGUCCGUCAAAUAAUAACAGGAGAAAUAAUAAUAAUCCGUUUUGGCUCCUGUGGUUCAAUAGGCACUCCUACGAUAGGUAACAUACUCGUACCAUAUGGUGCGUUCUCGGUGACCAGAAAUUACGACUAUUUCAUACAUGGCGUUGAUACAAAUGAUGCAAUGCCAAUAGUCGAUUCUCCUUAUUAUAUAUCUAAAAUUGCUUAUGCUGAUGAGGAAUUGAGCUAUUUGUAUGAUGAUGCUCACAUUGUGGACAUGCAAUCUUUUAUGUUAUUUCAUUUGGCAAAUACGUGUCGUUACACUUCUCAUUCAAGAAUUCAUGAAAAACCACGUAAUAUUCGUCAUAGUAUAAUAAAUACUAAAAAUGGUAAAGACAGUACCGGUGCUUUAUAUAAUUCCGUGUUAAAUAACUCCCAAUCUUCUCUUCUCAAAUAUUCGACUUCUCGAA